This is a messenger RNA of Gilbertella persicaria, 1863 nucleotides long. RefSeq lists its product as uncharacterized. The record is from RefSeq and is a predicted model, not a curated record. The transcript has 4 exons. Gene Ontology annotation, cellular component: Ino80 complex. Lineage: Eukaryota; Fungi; Mucoromycota; Mucoromycetes; Mucorales; Choanephoraceae. Gene Ontology annotation, biological process: double-strand break repair; regulation of DNA-templated transcription. Bases 1 to 1863 code for a protein of 620 amino acids.
AUGGAAGAAGCUAUUGCUUCAGUCACACCUUCUCCACCUCAUUCUACUUCAUCUACAGCCACACUUCAUCCCUCAUUGACCGAUAAACCUACAGAGACAAAACGAAAGAAACAAAAGACAGAAUCUGAAGCAAGAGCAAGACCUAAAAAGACACCGCCUAUAGAAUCACCACCUAUUCAUAGACAAAAGACAACAGUACCACCUGUACCUAAACAUCAACCUCAUUUUAAAUACACGACAUUCCCUGUCAAGGGAUACAAUAUUCUUCCAACACGUAACAUCACAAGUACAUUUGCUAGAAACGAUACUUCUUAUUUUGCUGGCCAUAAGGCAGGAUCCAAAGACAUUGCUCCCAAUCCAGAAGAAGAAUGGAGAGAUACAAUUGUGAUUCAUCCAGGUUCACGUAAUUUAAGAAUAGGAUCAGCCUCAGAAGCAUUUCCUGUCUCUGUUCCUCAUGUGAUUGCAAGACAUGUCAACCAAAAACCAACUCAAGCUAUACCACAACAGCAUGACAUAGAUCAAGAAAAGCAUGAAGCUGCUCUGAAUGAUAUUAAGGGUGAACUUAAAUGGCGCAUGAAGAAUGCUAAACGUAGAGCAGUGCCUAAUGCUGAAUCACAAGUGAUUGGGUUCAACGCAACAGCCAUCAAAGAGACUAUUCUGGACCAUAAUGACCCUUAUAAAGUUGAAUGGACUGAUCUGUCUGGUCAACCCGAGUAUUUUGUAGGCGAAAAAGCACUGAAUGUACCCAUGCAUCAAGAUACACCCUAUUAUACACGUUAUCCUUGGAAGAAUGGUACAUUAAACAACCAAGAGUAUGAAUCCAUGCAAGCUGUCUUGAGUGAUCUUGAAGUGAUUUGGACAGAAUCUAUUGUUCAGCAUUUAGACAUGGACAAAGCAGAUAUCAAGAAUUGCCAUGCUGCAUUAGUGAUUCCAGAUAUGUUGGAUCAUAGUUAUUUAUGUGCCAUAUUGACCAUGAUGCUACGUUCAAUGGGAUUCAAGAGUGUGAUUGUUCAACAAGAAUCCACCUGUGCUACUUUUGGUGCAGGUGUAUCCAGUGCUGUUGUGGUUGAUAUUGGUGCACAAACAACCACGAUUACCUGUAUUGAAGAUGGUGUAUGUCAAACAGACUCUCGUAUGUCCAUUCAGUUAGGUGGCGAUGAUAUCACCAAGACAUUUACUGCUUUCCUUAUGGCCAACAAAUUCCCUUAUACUGAACUUGACUUGAAUACUACGUAUGAUUGGCGACUUGCAGAAACACUGAAAGAGAAAUGGUGUACUAUGAAUGAAGCAGACAUGAGUGUUCAAGUCUAUGAUUUCUUUGCACGUACACCCUUUCAUCCCACAUUAAAAUAUCAAUGCAAAGUAUAUGAUGAAGUCUUUUUAGCACCUCUUUGUCUUGUCUAUCCAGACAUUUUAGAUAAACAGCCUCAACAUCAGACAUGGACGCUUAAGAAUGUUACAGAUGAUAUUGUAGAAGAUACUACGAUGAAACCAAAUCAAGUCUAUGACCAUUAUCCUCUUGAUGUAGCUAUUGCUCAGUCUAUUGUGGCAGGCGCUAAUGGAUCAGAAGAGAAACUCAAACGAUACUUUACGAGUAUUAUCUUGGUUGGAGGAGGAGGCAAAGUAGCUAAUUUCAGCAAGGUACUUGAAGAUCGCGUACUGUCUACAGUGAUAGCACAAACAGCCAAUGUAGAUCGAGUAGAAGUAGUGCCUGCACCAAGAGAAUUGGAUCCUGAAGUAUUAGUCUGGAAAGGUGCUUCUGUCAUGGUCAAGUUAGACUCUGCUAAAGAUAUGUGGAUUGGGCAUACGGAAUGGGAAGAUAUGGGUUCAAGAUGUUUAAGGGAGAGAGCUUUGUUAAUGUAA